This is a messenger RNA of Solea senegalensis (Senegalese sole), 1275 nucleotides long. Its product is annotated as histone PARylation factor 1. Bases 45 to 1085 code for a protein of 346 amino acids. Gene Ontology annotation, biological process: regulation of protein ADP-ribosylation; DNA damage response. The record is from RefSeq and is a predicted model, not a curated record. Gene Ontology annotation, cellular component: nucleus. The transcript has 8 exons. Gene Ontology annotation, molecular function: poly-ADP-D-ribose binding; histone binding. NCBI's taxonomy places the organism in Eukaryota, Metazoa, Chordata, Actinopteri, Pleuronectiformes, Soleidae.
UGUAACGUGCUGUAGAAGACGACGAAGGGACAAGAGGAAGAAAGAUGACAGGGCGCGCAAAAAGAAAACCCAAAUCUGCUCAGGACGCAGGUGGAGAAACUGGGAAGUCAAAGAAGGCCUGUACUGAAGAAUCAAAAUUCAAGCCAGAGCAACAUGACGAGAUGGUACGACUGUACAAGCUUGAAAUGCCAGAUGAUCUGUACCACUUCUGGGAUUUCUGCAAGGAGCUUUGUCCUGACAACCCUCGUGAUGCACUGAGAGACGCACUCGGUUUACAGCUGGUUGGUCCUUUUGACAUUCUUGCUGGAGCUCACAAAAACUCACAGAACGCUCAGCCUAACUUUCAUCUUCACUGGAGGUACAUUUAUGACCCACCAGAGUUUCAGACCAUACUACUUGGAAGUGAGGACAGUGAACAUCACAUGGGCUAUUACAGAGACACUCCAGACUCUCUUCCUUCAUUUGUUGGGGAAAAUGAAGCCAAGAAGGGCUGCACCAUUACGCAGAUGGGGGACAAUGUGUUUGCUGCUGUCCUCUUAUUUCUGCUGAGAAAGAGGAAAGAGAGAGGCAGCAAGAAAGCAAGGGGAGACGCUUUGGAAAGCCUGGAGACAAAGCUGAGAGAACGGGCAGAGACUCUGGACUUGUCUCUAGAGCAGAAGACCAAAGGCAUGAAACAGAGGGACAAGAAGGUGGUCACAAAGACGUUCCAUGGGGCUGGCAUUGUUGUGCCUGUAGACAAGAAUGAUGUAGGAUACAGAGAACUGCCAGAAACAGACGCUGACCUCAAAAAGAUCUGCAAGGCAAUCGCUGAAGCAAAGAAUGAUGAGGAGCGUAUCAGAGCCUUUGGACCUCUGCAAGAGAUUAUCACCUUUGUUCAAUUCGCCAACGAUGAGUGCGACUAUGGAAUGGGUUAUGAACUUGGAAUAGACCUCUUCUGUUAUGGAUCCCGUUAUCUUCACAAGGCAAUCAAUAAAGUCCUGCCCCUGGCCUACAGCUUGCUGAAAAGAAAUUUAUUUGCAGAAGUUUUGGAAGCCCACCUCACCAGCCGUAGCCAUGACAACCUGGACCAACUCUCUGCACACUAAAAAGACUCGGAAGUUAAUUUCAAUUCUUGUUCUUAUAAGCUUUUUCCCACCAUGUGUUAAUUCCCUAUGUUGUUUGUCAUUGUUGAUGUUUCUUGGUGGAUUUGGUGCUGCUAUCAUUGAUUGGAACCAGUUCAAUGAUAUUCUGUUUGUAAAAGUUUAGAUGCCUAAUAAAAGUAUGUUUAUAUUUUUA